This is a messenger RNA of Porites lobata, 12985 nucleotides long. NCBI's taxonomy places the organism in Eukaryota, Metazoa, Cnidaria, Anthozoa, Scleractinia, Poritidae. The record is from the annotation of a GenBank genome assembly.
AUGUGUCUGAUGUCGCCAGGAACGACCCUUCUUUGUGUUUUCAGUAUUCUGGUCGCUUUGUGUGGAGGGUUGAACCUUGAAGAUGCUGGUAAGUGAAUUCAGCUGGCCGAAGCAUGUUUACAAUCUUCGGAACCAAAAGCGCGUUUUUUGACACUGCUCUAAAAGGCUUUCUUUUUCAGCAGAGUACCUCGCUUCGGGCUCAGAAUUGUGCUGUUUUUGAUUUCUGUGUACUCGUGCUAGGUAGAAAAUGGAUCUGCUGGUAGUUCUACAGCUUGUUUACUUGAGAGUCAGUGUUUUUUUCCAGUUCGUUUAAACACCACGGGAAGCGAAUUGUAACACAAAGUUAAGCUCAAACAGUUUCAGCAACGGAGAUGAUAUUGAAAAUUCCUCGUUUUUUUGUCGCUUGAAACAAUAAGUUAAACAAGAAUAAGUGUAAAAGGUGAUAACUUUACCUUUUUCUGACUAAUUUGCAAUAUUAAAGCACCGAGAGUUUUCUUUUGCGGCUCUCUACCUAGGCAAUGACAAACCAUGCGCCAUAUUGCAAAUAUUCACAGCAACUAAUUUGUGCGAAGAUUUGCAUUGCUUUUGCAAAACGUUUUGUGUUCGUACAAUCUUUCUACGUUUAGUUUUCUUUCGUUUACCUAUCGGGUACUGUGCUAGGAAAUGUGAACUGGAUUUCGAUCCUAUUUGACAAAGUAAAGUAGGUUGUCGCCAAACAAUGUCUCUUAUGUACCUUCGGUUUCUUGUCAUAAAUUUUGCGAAACCUUCUUUUCUGUUGAAACAAUGCAUUCACGGGAUAUAGAACAUACUAAAAUACUUAUCUACGCCUUAGAUUUGCCGAAAGGUUUCUCAGUUUGUUGGUUUUUUAUGGGGCCCAUGUAUGUAAAAUACUUUCAGAUAUCGACUUUUCGAGAUUUAGAUUACUUUGUAAUUUGCAUGCGUAACGAAGCAGUUGGAAAGUUUAUUAAGCUUUCAUGAUAGAAAUGCUUUCCUAGCUCGAUUGACUAAUUUUCACUUAAUCUGAUGUUUAAAUGCCUCCCAUUCCAAAUUUCGUCGAUGAAUGAUUCAUUUUCUUUCCUCUUUAUCUGUCAUUUUUAUUAAAGAACUUUAAAUACCAGCGUCAAACUAUUCGUUUCGACUGUACGUUUCCAAUUUUCGUCAUUUUUGCACAAAUAAUGAGUUUUUAUAUGUGCAAAUAAAGUCAGACUACUUUUUAUUGAAGUAUUUGGGGCGCUUUACUGCAGAAAAAACAAUAUCCGAUUAACUCCCAGACGAGGAAACUCGGUGAGUUGAAAUGUGGAAACAUGAUACAGCCAAACUUAAAAAGUACCCUGUCCAAUAUCUGGAAUUAGGAAACUCUUAGUUUCUCUUUGCUGGGGAAUUUUUUACAGUUACGCAAAGGAACAAAUUUAAUGCUGGGCUGUCAUUUUCAUUUGUGUCCCAAACGUUCUUCCCAAGGAUCGAACCUAAUAUUGUAAAAACGAUGUUAAAACAUAAGCUUUUAAAUGUUACAUGUUUGCAUGUACAUCAUCUUCUUGAUACAGUAAAUAUGGUAUGGAAGUUAGCUUCUUCAAAUUUUUCAACUUUUUUCUUUUGCCAAUGACGUGAUCCUCUAUAAACUGACAUACUAUGUCAUCUUUCCUCUUCAUAUCUACACCCUUUUUUGAGGGUCUUUCCGUAUAGUCAAAAAUAGCACUUAAAACGUAAAACCAUUUUUAACCAAAUGCAGCUAUCUAGUAUUUAAUGUACCGUGUCUCUUGCAAACAACCCUGUCCGUUGGUAAAACACUCAGACAGUGUAAGAAUUGAGAAUUAAUUGAUGCUUCAGGGUCUAUUUGGGUUGUAUCCUGCCAUUAUUUUCAGCAUACAAUAUUGUCAAGGUGCAAGUGUUCCUUUCUGCUUGACUUGGUCUUUUCAAUUCGAUUUUCAAAUAGCACUCCCUUUUAUUAGCCAAGCUUGAAAUUUAUUAAACAAGUUUUAUAGAAUCAGAUAUAUGGCUCUUGGUGUUUCAUUGCUGGUGAUUUACAUUUACAAUGGCAUGGCGUGGCAAAGUGCAAGAUUAGGCCUUUGGGUUAAUCCUUGAGCAUAAAAAAUAAAAUGUAAAUUCACAGACAGUCCCUUGCAAAUCAAUGCUCACAUCUCAAGGCAUGAACAUUGAAAAUCGUAAGCUCAUUAAAUAUUUGUCUUCUGUACUCAAAACUCUUAUGGAGUGAAACUCAACUUGAGACAAUAAUAAUUAUUAUUUUGAAAUUAUGAACAUGUGAAAAUCACGGUCGGUCGUGGUGUUUGAAUCUGUUCAUUACAAACCUGUGAAAGGAUGAUGAUGAAGUUGUGAAUAUAUUAAAAUCAUAUAUGUGAACUGCGGAACCAAUUCGACGCCCUGUUCCCAGUUGGCUUGUUAGCUUAAUUGGUAGAGCACUGCACCAGUAUUGCAGAGGUCAAGGAUUCGAAUCCUGUUCAAGCCUAAAUUGUUUUCAGGCUUUCUUUUUGCAACUGCACAAGUUGCGUAUAUAACUGCGAUGAUCUUCCUUCAAAUAAUUAUAAUUUUAUUUUCCCAAGUUAAAACAAGACAAGAUAGUUUUGAACUAAGGAAAUAAAUGAGCUUUUUGCUUAAUAGCAUUCAGGCUGCCCAUACAAGUGCUAUUUAUUUCAAAAGUUGCCAUCUUCACUACUUGAGGAUUGAAAACAAUUACUAAAAGCCAUUCUGACCUCUUUGACUGAUUAAGCAUCAAUAUUAUUGGUGAGAGAAAUGUGACUGAUUUUGCUAACGCUAAUGACUGAUGUUGAUGUGGUUUCAAUGACCCUUGAUCUCACAUACUGUAUGUAACUUCCACAGGGUUUGACUUUGUACAGAAUGAGUAUGCUCGCGCCCUCACUGAGUAUCAUGCUGUUAACAAGACGGUAAUGCACAUCAGGGCUGCUGGGUGCCGCAAACAACCAGUCACAUAUGCAAUCACCGAAUCAGGCACACCUUUCAGAAUUGAUGAAAAAGGCCACAUUUGGCUCGAUAAGCCUCUGAACUCUGAGAAAGUGAAGUCAUAUGUUCUGCAUGUGAAGGCUGUGUGUGGAAAUGGCGAGAAGAAAGUUGCAAAUACUGUGGUACACUUUAACGUGAUCAACAUGAACAAACAUGCGCCGCAGUUCGAAUUUGAAAAGUACAGCUGUGACAUAGUUGAGAACACCCGUGAAAUGCGCUUUAACCCUACAUUGAGAGUCCUGGAUGCCGAUCGUGGAGAAGCCGGCAGAAUAAAGAAUGUAACAAUUGUCGAAUCUGGUCUUCCUUUUGUUUUCACUGUUGAUGAGAAUGGAGUUGUUACAGGGAAAGCAACUAAAGACAUGGAUGCAGAGGACAUCACCAAUUACUUCUUCGACAUUAUUGCUUGGGAUAAUGGACACCCUUCUAAAUCAUCUUUCCCCGUGAGCUUGGAGUGUGAAGUGGAUGAUGUGAACGAGUUUCCACCACAGUUUAUGAAAGACAGCUACCAAGCAACCAUCCAGCGUGGGAGGGCUUACGACAAUAUCUUGCAGGUACAUGUACAGUACAUGUAUAGUUUUAUGUUAGAGGUGCAAGGGAAGAUCAAGAAGGAUGGAUAGUAUCAUUUCCACUUAUGUACCUAACUUUGUCUCUCCAAUUUUUUUUACAAAGUAUCAGUAACUACAUUGACUUGGAUCUGUGAAAUUUCUCUUUGGCAAUCAUAAGUUGCACAUGUGUAGGGUACCCAUAGAGUACAGUAAGCCAAUCAAGCCAUUAUCAGUUUGUUGUAUGAAUCCCUCAUUACUUCGUUUUAACAUAAUCUUUUUGCUUCACUGCAAUAUGUUUUUUUGCAGACACUCAGUUACCACUGGCUACAAGUUAUUUACCUAUGCCUACAGAUAAACUGGUUAACUGGAAAUUCAACAAUGUUGUUAUUAACAUAUCUUUUUUAUUUUACUCUUCUAGAUUCUUGCUGAAGACAAAGAUAUGGGCUUGGUCAGUGGUCGUGUAUGCAAGUAUAUCGUCGAAGGUUUCAAUUUGCCUUUCAAGGUGAGUGAGCAAGGUGUUGUGAGCCUGGACGAGCCGCUGGGACCAGAUGCUUAUGAUACGUAUGAUUUCCAAGUGGAUGCUGUGGACUGUAGUGGAAUGAUGUCAUUGAAAAGUGCGAAGAUAUCCAUUACCGUGAAGACACCUUGCCAUGUAGGUAGGUUAUAGCCAACAGGUUUGCAAGUCACGAUUCACCAAUCACUGAGACUCUGUAUGGCAACAUUAGUAGUUCAAUGAUGACGCUUAUUAAGUGUAAUAAUACUUUUUUGAUUCUCUUGUUUCCGUCGUCAUAGUUUUUGCUCAAGCUCACUAGUAGCAUUAUCUCUCAAAACAAUUCUUGAUAUAUGUAUGUGACAAUUUUGUUGAAAAACCAACUAUUUGAUGGACAAGGCGUGAUAAAAAAAAUGACAUCCACAGAUACCCAUGGAGAGGGCUCUACAGCAUACCACAGAGAAAUCGCUGAAUACUUUCUUUAUUGCACUUUCUCUGACCCCCAUCACCAACCCAUUCCUUCUCUUGUUGAGAAGCUAUUUCAAUUAAAAUAGAAGGAUCAGUAUCAUUAUGCAUACAGGAUGAAAAAUUAACACUUUUUUUUCAUAUGUCUUUAAGAUAAUUUUAGUUCAUAAUUAUGUUGUACACUGUACUGUAUUUUAAUACUUACAUCAUAUGAACUUCCACUCCAACCUUAUUUAUAGGUGGUGAAUAAUUUUUGAUUUUCUGCCUACAUACUGAUACAGUGGAACCCCGAUAACUCAAACUCCCCGCUAAAUCGAACUAAGUCCAAUUGCCUUUGGAUUUCACCCACUUUUCCAUCAUUUUUACUUGGUUAACUCAAACUCUGAUAACUCGAAUUCAAUUUCCUUUCCCUUGAUCAAAAAUUCACUGAAAUUUACCGCGAUAAGUCAAAUUCUGGUUCUUGUAACUCCACUCAAAUGCCAUCCCAUUAGCUCUUCUUGUUGUAUGAGGGUAAAAACACUAAACCUAACACAGUCAAGAAUGCUACAGCAAUUUAAUUUUAAUUGGUGCAAUGAACAGAUCAUGUUUUAUCAGAAAAAUGGUUAAUCAUUUUACCAUUUCUGAUGAAAUAAGUUAGAUUUGCACUGCACUAUACACUGAAGUGCUGAAAAAUCAGUAACUAUCAAUUUUUAACAUGGCAAAUUAAAUUUUACAAUGACCGUGAUAACUCAAACUGUUUUUCUUUUCCCUUCAGAGUUUGAGUCACUGGGGUUCUACUGUACUUCCUUUUGGUCAUUAAUUAUUAAUGUUAGAAGUCUAGAUUUUUGUCUGUUAUGGUGUUGGAGAGGAUGCAGGAAAUGAUAAAAAUAAUUCUAAUUUUUUAAAUAUUGUUUACUCCAUAUAUUCCUUGUUCUUUACUAAUAAUUUGAACCUUUAAACCAAUGAAUAACUUAAAAUGAAAUUAGUUUAUUUCUAUGUAUUUGCUAUUUUUUUUUAAAAAAAAAAUUGUCAACUUGGGUCCAAAACUGUUGAUAUCCAUUUGGAAAUAAUAAUUUUAUUCUAGUUACAUGUAAGCUGCCUCCCUUAGGUUAUAGGCUGGCACAUUAGUGUUCAUCUAUUUAUAUCUUGUUUGGUUAUGUUCAGUUUACAAUGGAAGUCAGAGUUUCAAUUUUUUUCUUGGCCUGAAAUAAAGUAUGUGUAUUACUAGCAAUAACCAAAGGUUAGGCAUUACAGGCUAGCCUCCCUUGAAGGCAUUUUUAGUGGAGCUUGUAUUUUGACCCUCCCCACAAACACCUGCUAAACCAAGAAUAUUCCUUUGCCAAGCUUAGCCAAUCACAUUGUACCUUACGAUAAUUACUUGAUCUACAUGAAACACUGAGAAAGCUUCACGACCUCUAAUAAAUGUUACACUCAGAGCAGUAAAAGUAAGAUUUACUCAGUCAGAUUUUAGAAUACUCUGAGAACUACAUAACCAGGGGGUUCAUUAAGGGCCGGGCACCGGGCAAAUUGACCGGCUGUGAACACGACUUUGCCUGGCUGCUUUACAUCUCAAAGAACUUCUUUUUAAUACAAGGAAACGAUCAAAAACAGUUUUAAGUUACAAUCGUGCCCAUUUCUUGAUGAGUCUUAUCGAGUGUAAAACAUACUUUGCCAUGCAAUUUCCACUUUAUUACACGCGGCAUGAAAUCCCCUCGUUCUUUGUGUGUUAAAAACAAGAAUCGCCCCAUAACACAUUGCGAAAAGAACUGUGCUUCAUAAACAACCACCUGAAAUGUAUCAGUGUUGCGAGCAUGUGAGCAUGGCGGCCCAGAAAAGAACGCGUUCGAUAGCGUAUUAUUUUUCGGCUUCAACCAAAGGGCCUCCAGUAGAGAAAAGACCAAGAGAUGAGUAGACUUCUUUGUGAUUUAACCUUUUACUUGCCUGUGUAUAUUGAAUGGCUUAAUCAUCAUGCUCAACGAAGCGAAGCGUGAUUUUUAUUCGUCUUAUGGUUUACGCCAAUGAAUUAAUUUUCGGUGCGUUCACGUUAAAACAGUGCUCCUCCCGUCUAGUCAUUGAAAUUUUAAAGAUAAGUUGAUUACGGCUCAGAUGCUGACGGUGAGUUUGAGUAAAGAUUAUUAUGAGCAGAGCUAUUAAAAGAGAACCAAAAAGUCCAAUUUGUGUGGUGGGUAUUGGUAUCAAAUCAUGAUUAAAUUGUCUAGAAAAGUUAUCUUUUUUUGGUUGUUGAAAGUCAUUGUCUGCAGCUUCAAAAUGCAGGAAAACACAUCCUUACGACUAUAGAAUUUCAAAAUUUUCCGGGGGAACAUGCCCCCGGACCCCCCUAGAGGGCAAGGCCCGGAGGGCCUUGCCAAUUCUUUGCCCAGGUGUCAAACUCACUUGCCCUCCUGUUCAAAACCUUAAUGAACCCCCUGCAUAACCUUAGCAAAGGAAAGAAAAGAAGGAAAAAAGUAAUUAUGGGGCGAUGUUUUUACACUAUCACGAGCUCAUGAGUUGCGUUUAGCAUGUUAACACUUUAUUGCAAAACUGUUGAUUGGUCACUUACCACUAAAAAUGCCUGCGUGGGAAAACAAGGUGGGAUUCAAAAAUGUUGCCCCAAUUCUUCAGUUGAGCUUCAAGUUCCAUGGGAGGGACAAAAUUUUACACCCUUUCCCUAAAAAUGCUUGAUGGAGUUUUGUAAGGUGACUGAGGCUUUGAGUACAGGCUAUGAGACCAUUCAAAUGCUCUCUACCUGUCCUAUUUAUUUGGGAUGUAGUUCUAACUUUUGAGUCUGUGGACAAAAUCCUAUGAUGUGACCAUUCAAAUGAAAGCUCUCUGCCUGUACUUACACAUGGUGCUGGUUGUUUUUCAAAAUUUUACAAAAUGAAAUUUGCAAACUUGCUCGAAAUUUGCCUUUGGCUUUGUUUGGCAGUGAAAGGGUUAAUAUGAGUGAAAAAAGGUGCAAACAAGGGAAAUCAGAUUGGGUUCUAUACAUUCCAUUAUUUAAUUCUUUGUGGAAGUUUAAAGAAAUGCUGGCUACAUACAUGUAUGUAUUGCGCAUGUGUAAUAUACAUUACAUGUAGGAUUGCCGGCCCCUCUGGUCGCCCACAAUUAUUUUAGUAGUCUCACUUUGAGUAUAUGAUUUUUCUUGUUGAAUUUGGGCUCAAUUUCAAACUAUUUAAACAAAUUCACUUGUUUGUUCUGGUGCUUUUUUUUUUACAGAGUUUGUUGGUCCCGCCAAACACGAGCUCACACUUCACCAAUGCACGGGAAAAGUGAUGGUUACUCCCGAUAUCAAACUGAAUGAUUGCGUCAGGAAGGAGAAAAAUGCCAACUUUUCUGCUCUUGUUUAUAUGGAGACACCUUCUGGGAUGGGCUGCGACAGAGAAACCUUUGAAGCAUCUGAUAUUUACACACUUUGCGGAGCAAGUGACUUUAUUGAUCUUCUUCCCAGACCUGGAACAGGCAGAGAAUGGACAAAGAAGUUGAAAGUAUUUACUAAAAAUGGGGAGGCAAAGGUUAGUUUUUCAGUAGACUAGUGAAACCUUUAUAGGCAAAUCCUGGCUGACAUCAAUGUGUACAUUUUGGCAUAUUAGCAUCCAAGUUUACCCCGUGAAGAAGAAAACGUGAAAAGAUUUAUUGUUGAUAACAGCUAAUUUUUAGCUGUAAUUGUUGUUUACUUUCAGAAAAGAAUGGCUACUUCUUUGAUGGUAAAACUUAUGUUGAAGUUCCCGACACUGCUGUGCCAGAGGACAUUGGUGAUAAGUUCACCAUCAGCACUUGGGUCAAGAUGGGUUUGUCAAAGGGUCGUCAGACCAUUGUUGCCAACACUGACAAGGAACGUCUUGACCGUGUCCACUUUUCCCUGUCAGUUUCUGGAAGCAAGCUUUUCUUUGUUCACAGACGGGAGGCAAUCCAUGCCAGCCGCAAUCUCUACUGCAAUGCGGAGUUCCAGUAUAAGCCAGUCAUCUUUGAUUUUCAGUGGCAUCACAUUGUUGUAGUUGCUGAUGGCUGUGCUGCCAAGUUGUUUAUUGAUGGAGUUCAUCAACCAUCAGUGGUGGUAACACCUGAUUGGACCCUUCACAAGUCAAAAUUGAGAAACAGGUUGACCGUUGGUGCUCGUUACCUGGCUAAGGAAGGUGUUUACAGCGAGUACUUCACAGGAUAUCUUUCUGGACUUGCAGUCAAACCCAACACCACUUUGGAUGAACAGGUUUGUUGUAUACGUUACAGGUCAAAAUUAAAUUCAGGUUAAAAGUUUUUAACCAAGGUUGAUUGUCUCCUUAAGCCCUAAUUAUUCAUGAGUUAGGGCUUUGGUAUUUUCCUCAAAUCAACAGCUAAAUAAUAUUUGGCUUUCGACUGUGAUGAGCAUGAGCAUACUCAUGAUGAUACCUUCAAGUGACUCCUUUUGUGACCUCCUCUCGUAAGCAGCCACCUAUAUCCAAAACACCCAAUUUUUUUCAGGCAAAGCCCUAUAAUUAGGACCUCUCAUAAGUGUCUGCAACCACUCUUUGGCCUGACAGUUUUAAAGUUUUCCACUGUUUUUAACCUCUUGUAAGCAACCGUUUGGUACAUGGGUUUUAGAUGUUGUGGUCUCUGUUCGUUGUAUGUACUACGCCACGCAGAGACGUAUGUGCACAAGGAAGGUUCAGGGACAACAUGGAACUGCACAUAUACGUAACUUAGAAACUGCAAGACUAGUAAUAAGUUCUUUGCCAAAAAGUAGAUGGUUCUGGACCUUUUUUUUGAAAAGACCCCCCUUUGGUACAAUUCUCAUAUAAGUAACCACCUCCUGUAACCAGUGUGCAAAGAAAGUAGGGCGUGCAAAGAAAGUAGUGUCUGAUAGUCCAGGGCCAGUGGAUUUUGCUAUCGGGCUAGAUAAUUCUGUUUUUAACUUGCCUGACGGACAGGUGAUGUUUUUUGAGGAAUUCAAAUAACAGAAGAACUGUGAAAUCAAUUCUGCUCGUCAAAAAGCUUUUGGGGCUAGUUGAACUGACGUCUGGGCUAGUAAAUGCUAGCUUCAGCUUACCCGAAUGGCAAGCUGUAAAAAUGAUUUUCUUUGCACCCUGUGUAAGCAACCCAAGUAAUGACCAAUCAUUAAUGUGCCAUAAUCAUAUCAUUUCCGUGGUCUGUGCUCUCUUUGACCACAGCUUUUGACAAAUCAGCAUGCAAAAAGUCGCUCUGUUUUUGAACUGAGCAUUUUUUUGAUCUGCCUCAGAUUCUGCAUUGUGUGGUUGGAUGCAAAGAGCAUGUAAAAGUUGACGGUCCAGUACCAGGAAAGUUCUCUGCAGAAACCAUUGAUUUUGCAACCAUCAGAAUCUCUGGCAUGGGAGCCCCAGAUGACUUUGUUAAGGCAUUGCAGCAUAUUGUGUACAUUAACGAGCGCUUGGUACCCACACCUGGAAAAAGAUCUGUGAUGAUCAUGGCCACGUUCAACUCGACUCCCCUUCAGACGGUCAAUGUUGACAUCAAUGUUGCAGGUAACACUAGGCCAGUGAUAGUGGUACAAGGCCUGGAUGCUGACAUUGGCUUAAACUGGAUGAAGAGGGACGUCUUGCGAGAAAAGGGGCAGCGGAUCUUUGAAACCCUAGAAAUUACUUAUGAGGGCUGCGAGAAGGAAGAGGAUUCACCUGUGGACAAAGCACGACUUUUGGACAUGGCAAUUGUGACAGUUGACCCUCCAUUUAAGAAGGAAGAGAGCUUUAACUUUCCUCAUGGCAUCAAAGGUUUGAAGGAAAAGGGAUUGAGUGUUAGUUUCAACAAAAAAGAGCUGGUCAUCAGAGGCAUUGCCCACUUCUCGGAGUACGAAGAUGUUCUUCGGCAGAUGGUUUACAUUAAUUUGGAUCCAGCUUCUAACUUGCACCGAGAAUUCACUGUAAGUUUUUCUUUCAUUCAUUUUCUCUCCUACUUUUGGAUUCAACAUUAAAUAAUUUAUUAUUGAAUCUGCAAGUAAAACUGAUACAAUAAUAACAUUUUUAUAAAACAUCUAACCUGAGUCCUAACCUACAGGUCUGUGGACAAAAUUCUUUGAUGUGGUAACCAGAGAGUUGUUUACCUAAGUUUACUUAAAAUAGAUUUUGCAUAGGCUCGCAGUGAAAAUAAACAUUCUUUCACUUUUUUGGACAAUUUAUGGCUACAUGAUGUGUAGAAUUUUCAGCCCAUGGUGCAGCCUCUUAAAGUGACCCUUCUUUGGCAGUUUUUAGGGGUUUUGAUCAUCACCCACCAUAUGCCCUUUUUUGCUAUCCCUCUCUAUCUGGCAUGGGUAUUUUGUAGAAUGCCAAACAGCCAUCGAAUGCUAAAUGACUCUGAAGUUCAGUGAUUAGGGUUAGGAAACUAAGUGAGUCAAGUUUCAGGUCAGUUUUCCCAGAGUCAUUGGGCAUCCUGUAAAAUACGCCUCCCGACCUCAACCUGGAAAAGUGACAGACCAUCUGGAGUUUUUACCUCGGGAAUGACAAAAUGUGGCUUGGAUUGUUUUCUUGCCAUUUUGAAGUCUGGGUUAUUCAGAGUCUGAAUAUUAAUUUGACCUUUGUUCCUCCACAGGUGAUGGUCUCAACAUUGAAAGGCAAAUGUGUGAGCGACAAGGAACAACUUAACCUCAACACCAUCUACUCAAACAGAGGGUUAGGGAAAUAUGAUGUCAAGUAUGCCAAGAGCAGCCUAAAGGAAGAGGAGAUGGCUGGAGUUGUGUCAAUGGAGGGUGGUUUUGCUGGAGUCACAUCAAACAGCAUCUCUGCUGGAAUUAUGGCUUUGAUCAUUGUUUGCAGUCUGUCUAUUUUCAUCCUUCUUGUGGUGAUUGGCAUCUAUAAGUACAGACAGUAAGUUCGUGUUUUUCUAGAUUUUCAAGAACAUACUGUACUGUGAAUCGUACAUGAAUGAUCACAAAGACUCCAAUGCUAACUUACAACUAUUACAGCAUCUAUAGUUUUGCUUGAAGUUAAUCUUCUCCUUUCUUUAUAAUUUACCAUGAAUUUUAUGAUGCUUUCUAUAUAACCAAAUGAAUCAUUCAAAUUCAAGACAUAUCAAAUUACGGGGCUUGAAAGAAGAUCUGUUUGAAAGUCAUGGGCUUGUAGAUUUCUUUUCUGCAAGUAACUUUUAAUGCUCACUUGCCCAAUGAACAAGGCUCUGGGCAGGUCAUGUUCUAAAAAGACAUGCAAGCAGUGGCCCUGGGCAAGCGAAAUUUAAGGUCUGGUUUCCCAAAGGAAAGCUGGAAUAAAAUAUUCAAGUCAUUUUUAAGUCCUUAAAGUUACCAGUAAACUUCAUCUUGGGAAUUGCACUGCACUGCACGGUCGGAAUCAAAUGUUAUGACAUCCAUAAAUGAAAAGGUUACUGUUAUGUUUUAUCUAUUGUGCUAAAUGUUCUUUCUUACUCUUGUAGAAAACCUGAAACUGUGAAAGUUGCUGCACCAGGCGAUGACAAAGAAGAGAUGUACUGGGACGACACUGGUCUCAGUGGUGUGCGUAUUACGCUUAAUCCCAUGCAGAAAUUUCAGGAGCUCGAUCUGAAUGAAGAUGGUGCCAACACAGACAAGUCUGACACAGAAGAUGAGGAGGGCGGAGCCGCCAAGGGCUUGCUUGAAUGGGAUAACUCUGAUAUGUAAACAGGAUCAAUUAAAGUUUCUGGGUAACUUACCACCUCCCCCCCUCCACCACUCAGUCACAAUUUUGCCCAAAGUGAGAAGGAAGUGUUAAUGUUGACUUAGGGGAGGGGUAGGUGGUUAGUCAUCCAGAAACCUCGGUUGAACCUGUAAACAUCUGUACUGUGCCUCUGGCAGUUCUUUAAUGCUACAUUACAUGUGUGCGCAAUGUAGCAACUUUUAAUUGCAGUUAUGGUACUAAAGUUUUUUUGUUGGAUUUAAAAUUUUGGUUGUGUGAACAUCAUACAAACUGCAAAGGGAAGUUAUUUCUUCUAGACAUAUUGAAUUUACAUAUCUAACCAUUCUUCAAUCAACUUUAUGGUACAACUUUUUUUUUUACCAUUUUUGGUUUGCCUUUACCUUUUUUUACACUAGGGCAAUUUUUUGUCCACUAUAUAUGUUUUAGUGUGUCAGUUUUCAUAUAUUUAUUCAAAUAUUUUUUGUAGAGUUUUUUUUUAGUUGAAAGUAUUUGUACGAGGGAUAAGGAUUUAUAUAAUAUAGAUUUAGGGAUGAUGUAUAGUCUAAAACUGGUGAUUUUUCUAACGUUGUUUUUUGUUUUGAUGAAUUUUGUUAAUCUUUAUCUAAAUGUUGACAUGAAACAAAUGAAAAAGCCAAAAAAAAAAAACGGUAUUAUUAAACAUAGUAACCAAUUGCAAAUGUGAAGGAAGCCAUAAACAUCGUAAAAAAUAAUAAUACUGUGAAAGCUGUAGUUACUAAUGCGAUUUGUAGACUGGAAAUAAUCUUGUGUUCGGAGUUCGUUCUACCUCUGGAAUUCCAGGAAGUUUGUUGGAAUUUUAAACCUUUUUUUCCAGGGUCGUGAAAAAUUUGGGGAAUUUCAAAAUUUUGUUGGAUGGAUGCCGUAAAAGAUGCACGUGAGAGAAGUAGAAGCUGUUAGUUUUUUAA